This is a messenger RNA of Caenorhabditis angaria, 7111 nucleotides long. The record is from the annotation of a GenBank genome assembly. NCBI's taxonomy places the organism in Eukaryota, Metazoa, Nematoda, Chromadorea, Rhabditida, Rhabditidae.
AUGGUCAAAAAUGAAAAUAAUAAAAUUGGGCUCAUUGGAGCAACUGCGUAUAUUGUUGGAAGUAUUAUUGGAAGUGGGAUAUUUAUCGCGCCAAAGGUUGGUUUUUUGAAAUUUUUCAUUUUUUAAAAAAUGAAAAUUUUGUUUUUUUCCUUAGAUUUAGCUUAGUUUAACUAUAGUCUAGUUUGAUGCAAAAAUUCAGAAAAUUUCAAUAAGAAUUCGCUGAAAUAUGGAAGUUUAAAAAAAAACGAAAAGAAACACAAAUUCAAAGUGCGCGCGCAACGUCAACGCGGAGUCUCGUUGUUUUCUUUUUUUUUUCGCAUUUUUUUAUUUUUUCGCGGGGAAAAUGAGAAUUUGCAUGGAAAAAACUGUGUUCUUCAAUAUUUUCAGAAGAAAACUGAUUUUUUCAAUGGAAAUUUUGUUUUUUUCGAGUUUUCCAUCGGAAAAUGCACAAUAAAAUUCCAAAUAAUUUGCAAAAAUCCUAGAUUUAGCUUAGUUUAACUAUAGUCUAGUUUGAUGAAAAAAUUCAGAAGAUUUCGAUGAGUUAUCGCUGAAAUAUGGAAGUUUUUUGAAAAACGAAAAAAAACACAAAUUCAAAGCGCGCGCGCAGGUGUCAACGCGGAGUCUCGUUGUUUUCCGCAUUUUUCUUUAUUUUUUCUCAAAUUUAAUGUUUUUUUAAGUGUUUCUUAGGUUAUUUUAUAGUAUUUUGGGUUUAAAAAAUAAAAAAAAUAUUUUUUUCAGGGAAUUGUGGAGCAUGCCGGCUCAAUUGGACUCUCGCUUAUUAUUUGGGUGGUUUGUGCGUUGCUCAAUAUGAUCACUGCAAUUGUGAGUUGAUUUUUUGCUGAAAUUUUUCUGAAAACCUGGAAUUAUACAAGUUAUAGAGCUCCAAAAUCCAAUUUUUUCUAGAAACUUUUUGCUAAAAAUUUUCAAAUUGCCUUCAAGGAUUACGGUGUGUGCAAACACUGCGACGCACUUUUGCGUACAAUUUUUCACAGCCUUUUUUUUUGAAGAAAAAUAAAUAUUAUUGCUCAGAUUAGGUUUAGAGAAACAUUGCUCAUAUUAAACUAGGUUUAAAAAUCUUCAAAUUUGGUGUGUGCAAACACUUUUGCGUACAGUAGUUUUUUUUAAAUCCCAAAAAAAAAUUUUUUUUUUUAAAUUUUUAAAUUUCUGUGAUUAAAAUCUGGAUUUCAGCUUGAAAUUUUCAGAAUUUCCAAAAUCAAAAUAUAUAUUUUCAAUUCCAGAACUACAUCGAACUUGGCACAAGUAUCCCAGAAAGCGGUGCCGAGUUAGCCUAUAUCGAUUACCUCGGCUGGACUCCCAUAGCCUUCUCGAUCUUAUGGUUAUCACUUCUGAUUCAAAGUUCAUCAUCAGCAGCUGUUUUAUAUCUGACUUUUUGGGAAAUAUAUUGUUCAAGCGUUGGAGCCGAUCUUCUGCUUUAGCAAUCAGCAAAGAGAUGAUGCUGGGAAAUUUUUUGGAUUCGGACUUUUAUGUGAGAAUUUUUUUUUUGAAAAAAAAAAUUAUAUACCGUAGUUGUUUCGCGACGAGACCCUGUGUGUGUUUCAGCUGUUGCGCCUUUAAAAAACUACGGUUUUUUUUUGUUUUUUUCGGGUUUUUGAUGUUUUUGCAUGAAAAAUCGAAGAAAUAAACGUGAAAAAAGAAAAAAAAAAAUUUUUUUGAAAAAAAAAAUUAUAUACCGUAGUUGUUUCGCGACGAGACCCUGUGUGUGUUUCUGCUGUUGCGCCUUUCGAAAACUACGGUAUUUUUUGUUUUUUUUUCGGAUUUUCGAGGUUUUUGCAUGAAAAAUCGAAGAAAUAAACGUGAAAAAAGCAAAAAAAUAUUUUUUUGAAAAAAAUUAUAUACCGUAGUUGUUUCGCGACGAGACCCUGUGUUUAUUCUGAAACGUAUUUUUUCCAACUUUUCAAAUUUGAAAAAAAAAUCAUUUUUUCCUAUAUAAUGUUUCGUUUUUCGGUUUGCAGGUAAAUUUUUGAUUUUUUUAACCGAGAACCGCUAAAAUUUGGGCUCUACAGCCUUUUUCAGCUCUAUUUGAGCCAAAAUUCCGUUUUUUCCCUGAUUUUUGAGCCCUGGAGCUCAUUUUUCAAGGUUUGGAGCAUUUUUGAUGAAUUUUGACCCCUGAACCUGAAUUUUAAUGAUUGCUAGCUAAAAUUUGGCCUAUUUUCAAGUUUUUCAGCUCUAUUUGAGCCGAAAUUCGGUUUUUUCCCUGAUUUUUGAGCCCUGGAGCUCAUUUUUCAAGGUUUGGAGCAUUUUUGAUGGAUUUUGAGCCCUGAACCUGAAUUUUAAUGAUUUCUUGCUAAAAUUUGGCCUAUUUUCAAGUUUUUCAGCUCUAUUUGAGCAAAAAUUCGAUUUUUUGGAGCAUUUUUUGAUAAAAUCGUGUUUCUUGCUUUAAACAGAGUUAGGCUAUCUCCAUUCUGCCUUUUUUCAUGCAAAAACCUCGAAAAUCCGAAAAAAAACAAAAAAUACCGUAGUUUUUGAAAGGCGCAACAGUUGAAACACACAUAGGGUCUCGUCGCGAAGAGACAACUACGGUAUAUAAAUUUUUUUUUCAAAAAUUUUUUUUUUUUUUUUUUUUUUUUAGAAAAUUUAUAUAACAUUACAGUAUUCCUAACUCUCACCAACAUGUUUUCGCUGAAAAAAUUCGCCGCAAAAAUUCAAAUCAUCUCAAUGUGCUCGAAGAUCUUUGCCACAUUGAUAAUUAUUUCGAUUGGCGCGUUUUUCAUGAUUUUCAAAGGCUACACGGCACAUUAUAGCGGUGCGGAAUUCAUGAGAGGAAGUAAUUUUGAGGCGGGAGCAAUUGUGUUGGCGAUUUAUCAGGGAAAUUGGGCGUUUGGUGGAUUUACGACGUUGAAUUAUGGGACGGAAGAGAUUGAGAUCAAGAAUUUUGAGAAGUGAGGGAUUUUGGGGGUGGAAGAUUUGGGAGAUUCGGGAGGUUCAGCAAAUCUUUGAAAUUCAGAAUCUUGGAAUUCAGGUAGUUCAGGAGAUUCAGAAAAAUUAGGUUCAUGAGAUUCUGAAGGUCUAGAAGAUUUGAGAAAUUCAGGAGGUUCACAAGAUCUUUGAGAUUCAGAAGAUCUCUGAGAUUCAGAAGAUCUUUGAGGUUUAGAAGAUUCGGGCCUAUGAAAUUCAGGAGGUUCUGAAGAUCUAGAAGCUUUGAGAAAUUCAGGAGGUUCUGAAGGUUCAGAAAAUUCAGAAAAAAAUUCAGAAAGGCUCUAGAAAUUCUGAAGGUUCAGGAGAUUCGGGAGAUUGAGGAGAUCAAGAAGAUUUAAGAAAUUCAGAAGAUUCAGUAGAUCUUUGAGAUUCAGAAUUAUGAGAUUCAGAAGAUCCUCGAAUCUCCAAGUUUCCUAGAUGUUUAGAAGUUUCCUUCGAACUCCUAGAUGUUCACAGAUGUUCUAAAGAACCUUGGAAUUCAGAAGAUACAGAAGUAUGUUCAGCAGAUUUUUAAGAUUCGGAAAAUUCAGGUUUAAGAAAUUCAGGAGGUUCAGGAGAUCUAGAAGUUUUGAGAAAUUCAGAAGAUCUUUGAGAAUCUGAAAGUUCAAAAUUAUGGACUUCAGGAGGUUCACAAGAUUCAGAAAAUUUAGGUUCAAGAUAUUCUGAAGGUUCAGGGAAUUCAGCAGAUUCCUGAAAUUCAGAAAAUCAAGAUCUUUGAAAUUCAGGAGAUCCAGGUUUUCCCAAUUCAAAAUUUCUAAAAUCCAGAUUUUCAUUGAAACUUUAACUUGAGAUCCUCUAGAUCUUCACCAUCCAAAAUCAGUAGAACAUCAGACGCUCUUGAUGUUCUACUAAAGUUCAGAUUCAGAAGGUUCAGGAGAUUCAGAAGAUCUAUAAGGUUCUGAAGGUUCAGAAUCAUAAAAUUCAGAAGAUCCUCAAAUCUCCAAGUUUUCUAGAUGUUUAGAAGUUUUCAGCGAAUUUCUAGAUGUUCACAGAUGUUCUACAGAAUCUUGGAAUUCAGAAGAUUCCUAAAAUUCAGGAGAAUUUUUCAUUGAAAGUUCAAGAUCCUCUAGAUCUUCAAAAUCCACCUGAAAAUUCUCUGAAAAUUUCAGAACUCUUCCUCGCGCAUCCCUCGGCGGUCUCUUGAUCUCCGCCGUGAUCUAUGUCUGUGUGAACAUCGCCUACUUCGCGAUUCUCACACCGCAAGAAAUCAUCGCUUCAGAUGCUGUGGCCACGGUCAGUUCUCCUCUUCUUCCACCUCCAGAAUCCACUAAGAACUUCCAGACCUUCAUUCAGCGAACCGUCGGCAAUAAUGCCGCGUACGCGGUGCCGGCAGUCGUCGGAUUUCUGCUGAUCGGCACGUUGAACGGCGAUGUUUUCAGUUGGAGUCGAUAUAUGGUGGCUGGCGCCAGGAGAAAUAUGAUGCCGACGUGUUUUAGUCUGAUCCACGUGGAUAAUGAUAGUCCGAGAGUUUCGGUCUUUUUUCAUGUGAGUCUCUGCGUCUCUGACUGUCUGAAUUCUCUGCACUCUCUCUACGUCUCUAACCUUCUCUGCAUCUCUAAUUGUCUAGUUCCUCAAUUUUUCGAGUCUCUAACUGUCUGCCUUCUCUGCACUCUCUCCAAAUCAUUAUCUCUCUACGUCUCUAACCUUUUCUGCAUCUCUAAUUGUCUAAUUCCUCAACUUUUCGAAUCUCUAACUGUCUGCACUCUCUCUCUCUCUCUCUCGCUCUGCGUCUCUAACCUUCUCUAAUGCCAACGUGUUUCAGUCUAAUCCACGUGGAUAAUGAUAGUCCAAGAGUUUCUGUAUUUUUUCAUGUGAGAGAGAGAGAGAAGUGUCUGCGUCUCUCUAACUGUCUGCCACCUCUGCACUCUCUCUGCACUCUCUCUCUCUCUCUCUCUCUCUCUCUCUCUCUCUCUCUCUCUCUCUCUGCGUCUCUAACCUUCUCACUACCAUUUACUCCCCACAAUAGAAAAUUGCCCCCCUCGGGUCAGACGAGAGACGACGAGAGUCUGAUGACGUCAUCGCUUCGAGAUAUUUUUGAGAAAAUAUGUGUCCCUUUGAAAAAAUACCGUACUUUGUUUCAAGGAACACAAAAAAAGAUAUUUUUGCAAAAUACUCUCGUCGUCUCGCGUCUGACUGACUCUACGUCUCUAACCUUCUCUAAUUUUUUCCAAAAGAAAACAACGAGACUCCGCGUUGACGUUGCGCGGGCUUUCAUAUUUCGGCGAAUUUUUUCAUCAAACUAGACUAUAGUUUAACUAAGCUAAUUCAAAUUUCCACAGAAAAAUCAGUUUUUUUUUUGAAAUUUUUUUUUUGAAAAUAUUUUUUUCCCAAAAAAAACAACGAGACUCCGCGUUGACACCUGCGCGCGUGGUUUGAAUUUGUGUUUUUUUCAAUGCAAAUUUUCUGAAUUUUUUCUCAUCAAACUAGACUAUAGUUUAACUAAGAAAAAUCUUUUUUUUUGAUGAAAAACUGAAAAUAACACAAUUUCUAAUGAAAAAUCAAUUUUCUUUUGAAAAUAUUGAAUACUUCUUCAAAAAUUCCCCCCCCCCAAAAAAACAACGAGACUCCGCGUUAACACCUGCGCGCAUGGUUUGAAUUUUUGUUUUUUUCAAUGGAAAAUCUUCUGAAUUUUUUCCACAAACUAGACUAUAGUUUAAUUAAGCAAAAUCAUUUUUUUUCGAUGAAAAAAUUGAAAACAAGAGAAUUUCUAUUGAAAAAUCAGUUUUCUUUUGGAAAUAUUGAUUACUUCUUCAAAAAUUUCUCCCAAAAAUAAAAAAAAGAAAACAACGAGACUCCGCGUUGACGUUGCGAAAUCUUCUGAAUUUUUUCAUCAAACUAGACUAUAGUUAAACCUUAGUUUAACUAUAGUCUAUUUAACCCCCCCCUGAAAUAAUAAAAAUGAAAACAACGAGACUCCGCGUUGACAGCUGCGCGCAUGGUUUGAAUUUAUUUAUUUUUUAUUCUCAUCGAAAUUGUCUGAAUUUUCUCCACACAAACUAGACUAUAGUUUACCUAAUGUAAGAUUUUCCAGACCCUCACAUCAAUCUCAUUUGCAUUCAUGGGUGACACCGAUACUCUUGUAAAUUAUUUAACAAUCAUCGGAUUGCUCACAACAAUUAUUGUUCUGAUAAUUUUGGUCAUAAUUAAAUGGAAGAAUAUGCCAGUAGCAACAUCUGCUGUAAAAUAUUCAAUAUUUUGGCCAAUUUUGAAUAUUGUUAUAAAUGUUGCUUUGCUUGUGAUUCCGAUUCAACAAGAUCCAAUCAGCUCGAUUAUUGGAGUUUCGAUGUUUGCGGGUGGAAUUGGUAAGAGUUCUUAUAACUUUCAGGCAUUUUUGGGAAAAAUUAUUGCUCAUGUUAGGCUAGAAAACAAAAUUACUUUGCUCAUCUUAAGCUUCAGAAUUUCGGAGCAGGAUUUUAGCUUUUGAAGCAUUGCUCAGAUUAAGCUUUGAAAAAUUCAGAGAAAUUUGGAUAUCGGAAAGAUUGCUCAUGUUAAAAAUCCAGCAAAGGCAUUGCUCAUAUUAAACUAGAAAAUAGCAUUGCUCAUUUUAAGCUUCAGAAUUUUGGAGAAGGAUUUUAGCUUUUGAAGCAUUGCUCAGUUUAAGCUUUGAAAAAUUCAGAGAAAUUUAGAUUUUGAAAACAUUGCUCAUAUUAAAAAUCCAGCAAACUUUAUGAGGCAUUGCUCAUAUUAAACUAGAUUGCUCAUAUGAGGCUUGACAUUAUUAAAACAAAAAAGUAAAGAAGCAUUGCUCAUGUUAACCCAAAUCAAUUUUUUUUUUCAAACAAAAUUUCAAUUUUUUCGAUUUUUUUUGGAUUAACAUGAGCAAUGCUCCCCAAAUUUCUUGUUUAGAAUAUGUCAAGCCUAAUAUGAGCAAUGAUAUUUUCAAGUUUAAUAUGAGCAAUUCCUCUCAAAUUUUUCUGGAUUUUUAAUAUGAGCAAUCUUCUGAAUUUUCAAAUCUAACAUGAGCAAUGCUCUUCAAACUUCAAAAGCUAAUUUUGAAGCUUAACAUGAGCAAUCUAGAGAUUUUCCAGUGCUCUACUUCCUCAUCAAAUAUCUCACAUGGAACUCCUGGACUUCCAAAAUCCUCCACAUCGCUGAUAAAUAUUCCACCGAAUUUUUGCAAAAAAUCACAUGGACAAUUGUAGAUACAGGGCCUUUGGAGAAAACUAGACUAUAG